This is a messenger RNA of Tachyglossus aculeatus (Australian echidna), 3402 nucleotides long. RefSeq names its product phosphatidylinositol 3-kinase catalytic subunit type 3 (gene PIK3C3). NCBI's taxonomy places the organism in Eukaryota, Metazoa, Chordata, Mammalia, Monotremata, Tachyglossidae. The record is from RefSeq and is a predicted model, not a curated record. Gene Ontology annotation, biological process: autophagy of peroxisome; endocytosis; phosphatidylinositol-mediated signaling. Gene Ontology annotation, cellular component: membrane; phagophore assembly site; endosome. Gene Ontology annotation, molecular function: 1-phosphatidylinositol-3-kinase activity. Bases 2 to 2689 code for a protein of 895 amino acids. The transcript is spliced from 25 exons.
GAUGGAGCGGCAGGCCGCGGCUAUGGGGGAGACGCCCAGGUUCUACUACGUCUACAGCUGCCAGCUCGACAGACACGUGCGGAUCAAGAUAGGCAGCCUGGAAGGGAAGAGAGAGCAAAAGAGUUACAAAGCUGUGCUGGAAGAUCCUAUGUUGAAGUUUUCUGGCUUAUACCAGGAGACGUGUUCUGACCUCUAUGUCACCUGUCAAGUUUUUGCGGAAGGAAAACCUCUGGCCUUACCAGUAAGAACUUCCUACAAGGCUUUUAGUACCCGCUGGAACUGGAACGAAUGGUUAAAGUUGCCCGUGAAGUAUCCCGACCUACCCAGAAAUGCCCAAGUGGCUCUGACGAUAUGGGACGUGUACGGACCCGGAAAAGCCAUCCCCGUAGGAGGGACGACUGUCUCGCUUUUCGGGAAAUAUGGCAUGUUUCGCCAGGGGAUGCAUGACUUGAAAGUGUGGCCUAAUGUAGAAGCUGAUGGUUUGGAACCCACAAAAACACCUGGCCGGACGAGCAGUACACUGUCGGAGGAUCAGAUGAGCCGACUAGCUAAGCUCACCAAGGCUCACCGACAAGGCCACAUGGUGAAGGUCGACUGGCUGGACAGACUGACUUUCAGAGAAAUAGAAAUGAUCAACGAGAGUGAGAAACGAAGUUCUAACUUUAUGUACUUGAUGGUUGAGUUUCGCUGUGUCAAGUGUGAUGAUAAGGAAUACGGAAUAGUUUAUUAUGAGAAGGAUGGUGAUGAGUCAUCUCCCAUUUUAACAAGCUCUGAGAUUGUUAAAGUUCCAGAUCCACAGAUGUCUAUGGAGAACUUGGUGGAAAGCAAACAUCACAAGCUUGCCCGGAGUUUGAGAAGCGGCCCUUCGGACCACGACCUCAAACCGAAUGCUGCCACCCGAGAUCAGCUUAACAUCAUAGUGAGCUAUCCCCCAACCAAGCUACUGUCAUAUGAAGAACAAGACUUAGUUUGGAAGUUUCGCUACUACCUUACUAAUCAAGAGAAGGCUUUGACUAAAUUUUUGAAGUGUGUUAACUGGGACCUGCCUCAGGAAGCCAAACAAGCUCUGGAACUUUUAGGGAAAUGGAAGCCGAUGGAUGUGGAAGAUUCUCUGGAGCUGUUAUCUUCCCACUUCACCAAUCCAACAGUGCGGCGCUACGCGGUUGCCAGAUUGCAGCAAGCGGAUGAUGAGGAUUUGUUGAUGUACCUCCUGCAGCUGGUCCAGGCCCUCAAGUAUGAGAACUUCGAUGACAUAAAGAGUGGAUUAGAGCCCAGUAAGAAGGACAGUCAAGGGUCAAUGUCAGAGAGCAUGUCAGCAUCCGGAGCAGGUUCUGCAGAAAUCGAAAGCUCCCAGAUAAUAACCAGUACUCUUCCUCAAGUAUCUUCCCCUCCUCCUCCUGCAUCAAAAUCGAAGGACUCUGCAGAUGGUGAAAAUCUGGAGCAAGAUCUCUGCACCUUCUUGAUAUCCAGAGCCUGCAAAAAUUCAACAUUGGCCAACUAUUUAUACUGGUAUGUGAUUGUCGAAUGCGAAGACCAAGAUACCCAGCAGAGAGACCCUAAGACUCAUGAAAUGUACCUGAAUGUAAUGAGAAGGUUCAGUCAGGCAUUAUUAAAGGGUGAUAAGUCUGUCAGAGUUAUGCGGUCUUUGCUGGCUGCUCAGCAGACGUUUGUAGAUCGGCUGGUUCAUCUAAUGAAAGCAGUGCAGCGUGAAAGUGGAAAUCGUAAAAAAAAGAAUGAGAGGUUGCAGGCCUUGCUGGGAGACAAUGAGAAGAUGAAUUUAUCCGAUGUGGAACUCAUCCCAUUACCUUUAGAGCCCCAGGUGAAAAUUAAAGGGAUCUUCCCAGAGUCGGCUACUCUGUUCAAGAGUGCUCUUAUGCCUGCCCAGUUGUUCUUCAAGACGGAAGACGGUGGUAAAUAUCCAGUUAUAUUUAAACAUGGAGAUGAUUUACGCCAGGAUCAACUGAUUCUUCAAAUCAUUUCACUCAUGGACAAGCUACUCCGGAAAGAGAAUCUGGAUUUGAAGUUGACUCCGUAUAAGGUGCUAGCUACAAGUACAAAGCAUGGUUUUAUGCAGUUUGUUCAGUCGGUACCAGUUGCAGAAGUUCUUGAUACUGAAGGAAGUAUUCAGAAUUUUUUCCGAAGACACGCACCCAGUGAAAAUGGACCGAAUGGAAUAAGUGCCGAGGUUAUGGACACUUAUGUUAAAAGCUGCGCUGGCUACUGUGUGAUUACAUACAUACUUGGAGUUGGUGACAGGCAUCUGGAUAACCUUUUGCUGACUAAAACAGGUAAACUUUUCCAUAUAGAUUUUGGAUAUAUUCUGGGUCGGGACCCAAAACCUCUACCACCUCCAAUGAAGCUGAAUAAAGAGAUGGUGGAAGGAAUGGGAGGAACCCAGAGUGAGCAGUAUCAAGAAUUCCGGAAACAGUGUUACACAGCUUUUCUACACCUUCGCAGGUAUUCCAACCUGAUUUUGAAUCUGUUCUCCCUCAUGGUGGAUGCCAACAUUCCAGAUAUUGCUCUUGAGCCGGACAAGACUGUCAAAAAGGUGCAGGAUAAAUUCCGUCUGGACUUGUCUGAUGAAGAAGCGGUGCAUUAUAUGCAGAGCCUGAUUGAUGAAAGUGUCCAUGCUCUCUUUGCCGCAGUGGUGGAACAGAUUCACAAAUUCGCUCAGUACUGGAGAAAAUGAAGCUGCAAGAAAUGCCUCUUGAGAAACAACCAGGAUAACAGCUCGAGAAAGAGAGUAUUUCAUCUUUGGAGAGUAGUGUCCCCUCUGCAUCAAGUGCUUCCUGGAACACCAUUGUCCUGCAGACACUUGUGAGGAUUUUGUUUCAAAAUAUUGUAUAUAUUUAUUUUCUACUAUAUAUUGUUAAUGGGAUGUGAAAGUAAACGAGGGACUUGCUCCGUUGCCAUUUAAGUUGCAGGAGAUUCCCUGAAGAGUUAUUUACCUGCCACUUAAAUGAGAAAGCUUUUUACUCCAGGGAUUCAGAAACCUAUGCCCACUCAUGUCCUUAGUGCCAUACCUGGUCACAAAUACCUGUGAUCAUCAGAAGAUACUUCUCUUUUGUUUAAGGAACUGUAUUGCAGAGCCUUGAAGAAAACAAGUUUCUUUGGAAUUCUCCAUCAACACCUAAAAUAAAAGUUUCCCAUUUCACAUAUGGCCAUUUCCCAGGUUGGGAAAGGGUUUCAUUGGAAAAAGGCACUAAUUUCCUCUCUACUUAGAAAGGGGUAUUUUAAUAAAUACAGAUCCCAGGUCAGGCGACGUGUGUAUGUAAAGUGGGAUUGAGAAGUACAAUUAGAUGACUAGCUAGUCAAAAGGUAGUGAGAGGGUAGCUAUCACUCCCAAGGGAUUUUCUGCAUAACCUGUAAACAUGGAUUCUAAUAAAUCAUCCACGGAUACAA